UAAACUAAAUGUCAAACUCCUCUUGAACUUGAACCUGUUUUACAUCCUGCCUUUGCAUUGCAUCUAGGUUUCAUUUCAUCAUUCUUAUAGCUAGUUAAUGCAUCUAUAUAUGAAGAUAUAUACAUACAUAUAUAUAUAAUUCUGACUUAGUUCUUUGAGCUUUUCCCUAACAUUUUUACUUGUUAAUGCUCUUAUUUGCAUUAAUACUAUCUUGUUUGUGCUUCCUAUAAAGAAUAAAGAGAAAUGGAAAGAAUGGCAUGCGUUUCACACUUUUUAUUUUGUUAAUUAAGAAGUGUAAAGUUUGUUUCGUUCCUUUUUUUUUAAAUAAUUAUUGCAUAAAUAUAAUGUAUGUGUCUUUGAGAAUUGUUUUAUGAAGUAAUUUAUUGCAAUCCUUUUUCUUCAUAUAGAUUUUAAUGAACUGUUCAUUAAUAUAUUUGCACUGAUAUAAGAAAGUUUUGUGUUGAACAUUUAUGUUUGACAGAUGGCAAAGUUAAUACUAAGUAUUGUCCUUGUUAUUGUUUCAUGCUGCUUUGCUCUUCUUGCUUCAGGACAGCUUACUUAUCCAUCGGAAGUUGACGCACUGAAUGGCAUUUGGCGUAAACUCCAAGAUCCAAUGAAAAACCUCAGAAACUGGACAAAAAAUGAUCCAUGUGUAUCAAACUGGACUGGAGUAAUCUGCGCAAAUCAAGAUGAUGGUUAUUUGCAUGUUCAAGAAUUGCGGAUGCUAAAUUUGAAUCUUUCUGGAAAUCUUGCUCCCGAAAUUGCCCAGCUAUCUAAUUUGACUAUAUUGAAUUUUAUGUGGAACAAUAUUACUGGCAGUAUACCAAAGGAGAUAGGCAAUAUAAAAUCAUUGCAAUUUCUGCUUUUAAGUGGAAAUCAGUUUUCUGGAUCUUUAGCAGACGAGCUUGGUUAUCUGCCUAAGUUAGUAAUGUUUCAGGUAGAUUUGAAUCAGAUAUCAGGAUCACUGCCCAAAUCUUUUGCAAAUCUGGUUAGCUGCAGGCACUUUCACAUGAACAACAACUCAAUUAGUGGUCAGAUUCCACCAGAGCUCUACACCAUGCCUCAUCUUAUGCACUUCCUGUUGGACAAUAAUAAUUUAUCAGGGUAUCUACCACCACAAUUUUCACAGAUGCCAAACUUGAAAAUACUCCAACUUGAUAAUAACAAUUUUGGCGGAACAGAGAUUCCUCCUUCUUACGGCAACAUGCCCAUGCUGGUGAAACUAAGUCUUAGGAACUGCAGUUUGCAAGGAGCUAUUCCUGAUUUCAGUAGUAUUGCAACAUUUCGUUAUCUUGAUCUGAGCCAUAACCAACUUACUGGAGGGAUCCCAAUGAAUAGGUUUUCUGAUAACAUCACAACUAUUGAUCUAUCUUAUAAUUUGCUGAACGGAUCCAUACCUUCAAACUUUUCAGGCCUUUCUCAUCUUCAGAAAUUGUCACUGGAAAACAAUUCGUUGAGUGGAGAUGUUCCCUUCACUAUUUGGCGAAAUGUAAAUUUUACUGCUAAAGCAAGACUUAUCAUAGAUUUCCAGAACAAUUCGCUUUCAAAUAUUUCAGGCAGUAUAGAUCCUCCUUCAAAUGUUACAAUUAGGCUCCAGGGCAAUCCUGUGUGUACCUUUGCAAAUCAACUAAACUUAGUCCAAUUCUGUCGAAUUGCUCUUGGAAAUGAUGAGUUUGUACCUGCAACUGGAAGCUCAACUAACUCUACUGACAGCUGCCUACAUCAAUCUUGUCCUGUCAGUGAAAAAUAUGAAUAUGUCCUAGAAUCUCCUUAUCCCUGCUUCUGUGCUGCACCUUUAGGAGUCACGUUACGUUUAAGAAGUCCUACCAUAUCAGAUUUUCCUCCAUAUAUUUAUCCAUACAGGGUGUUCAUUACGCACAGUCUGGGCUUGGAUCUUUAUCAACUUCAUGUGGAAUCAUUUAUAUGGCAAACGGGUCCUAGGCUACUGCUGUAUUUAAAAUUUUUCCCUCAAUAUAGCAACAACACUUAUAAAUUCAAUGAUAGUGAGGUCCACAGGAUCGAAGACAUGAUUGCUACAUUUUCAAUUCCUUCGAAUGACACCUUUGGUCCAUAUGAGCUGCUCGGCUUUACACCCGGACUUUACUCAAGUGUUUAUCUCCAGCCCUCGAAAUCAGGAAUAAGUAAAGGUGCCCUAAUCGGAAUAAUCUUAGGGGCCAUGUCCCUUGCAGGUGCAAUAUCCUCGGCAAUUACGAUCCUCUUCUAUAUAAGGAGCACCAAAUCCGGGCAUGACAUAUCAAAAAAACAGUCGAUUGCAAAAAUUCCGAUCAGAACUGAUAGUGUUAAGGACUUCAGCUUUGAAGAACUUGAAGCAGCUACAAGUGGUUUCAACAAUACUACUCAAGUUGGUCAAGGAGGUUACGGAAAGGUUUACAGAGGCAUUCUGGCUAACGGAGCAGUAGUGGCAAUUAAGCGUGCCCAACAAGGAUCUAUGCAGGGUCAGAUAGAGUUUAUAACUGAAAUAGAACUGUUGUCGCGAGUGCAUCAUCGGAACCUAGUUUCUUUGGUUGGAUAUUGUAUCGAACAAGGCGAGCAGAUGUUAGUAUAUGAGUUUAUGCCCAAUGGUUCUCUCCGUGAUCUUCUCUCAGAUAGAUGCAGGCAUACCUUGAGUUUCCCCAUGCGGUUGCGCAUUGCAUUGGGUUCAGCCAAAGGCAUCCUCUACCUACAUACUGAAGCUGACCCGCCAAUAAUUCAUCGGGAUAUCAAGGCAAACAACAUAUUGUUGGACUUCAAGUUUACUCCUAAAGUUUCUGAUUUUGGAAUCUCAAGGCUUGCACCAGUACCAGAUGCUGAAGGAGCUUCUGCUCAUGUAUCCACAGUUGUGAAAGGCACACCGGGUUAUCUGGAUCCUGAAUAUUUCUUGACUCACAAGUUGACAGAGAAAAGUGAUGUCUAUAGUCUUGGAAUAGUGUUUCUGGAACUUUUGACAGGGAUGCUGCCUAUCUCUCAUGGCAGAAACAUUGUCCGAGAGGUUUAUGGAGCUUGUCAAUCAGGAUUGAUGUUUUCCAUCAUAGACCGGAGCAUGGGUUCAUACUCUUCUGAAAGCAUCAAGAAAUUUAUGGCACUGGCCCUGAAGUGUUGCCAGGAUGAUCCCAAGGAACGACCGACAAUGUUGGAAGUUGUGAGAGAGUUAGAGAACUUAUGUUCACUGCUUCCAGAGUCCGAUAUGAUUCCAACAGAGUCAGAUGCGUCCAUUUCCGGAGUGUCAGGGGUUGGCUCAUCGCAGCUCUACUUUGGAAGGAAUUCCCCUUACCCAAUGAACACUGAAAUCUUAGGAAGUGAACUUGUUAGUGGUGUAAUCCCCACCAUCAAGCCUCGCUGAUGCCAGCUGCCUUAUUUACUCAAUGUUGGAAUCGAACGUGCUCUUAUCAGUUCGUCAUGUUGAAUAUUUGGAAAACAAAUGUAAUUAGGCUGCUCAGUCACUGUAUAUGGCUUGGAUUUUACAUGAAAAAUGGAAAACAAAUAACUAUGCAUGUAAAUUCUAAAUUUCUGCAUUUUCUCUGGAAAAUGUUAGAAUAUCAUCACUAAUAAAGAAGAUAGCAUUUCAGAUUUUUUUUUUUUUUUUUGAAUGACUUUGAACUUAAUUAUCUCAUAACA
Molecule: messenger RNA, 3615 nt
Organism: Durio zibethinus
Lineage: Eukaryota; Viridiplantae; Streptophyta; Magnoliopsida; Malvales; Malvaceae
Product: putative LRR receptor-like serine/threonine-protein kinase At5g37450
Biological process (GO): protein phosphorylation
Molecular function (GO): ATP binding; protein binding; protein kinase activity
Source: RefSeq, a predicted model, not a curated record